Molecule: messenger RNA, 1043 nt
Organism: Rosa chinensis
Lineage: Eukaryota; Viridiplantae; Streptophyta; Magnoliopsida; Rosales; Rosaceae
Product: phototropin-1-like
Exons: 10
Coding region: 1-900 (299 amino acids)
Cellular component (GO): nucleus
Molecular function (GO): ATP binding
Source: RefSeq, a predicted model, not a curated record
AUGGCUACACAUUCAGUAACUGAGCUUGUGCAGGCAGUGAGGAGACCGAGGUCACUUAGUGAAUCGACAAAUCGUCCCUUUAGAAAGUCUGGAGGUGGCGGUAGGGGAGAGAAGGGUUAUUUAGAAAAGUCAAACUCAAAGCCAAGGCUACCUGAUAAUCCCAUUAUAUUUGCAUCCGACAGCUUCUUAGAGCUAGCGGAGUACAGCCGCGAAGAAAUAUUGGGAAGAAAUUGCAGAUUCCUUCAAGGACCUGAGACUGAUCCAGCAACUGUGAAAAAAAUAAGAGAGGCAAUUGACAACCAGACUGACGUGACUGUACAACUCAUCAAUUACACGAAAAGUGGCAAAAAGUUCUGGAAUGUCUUUCAUCUGCAGCCUAUGCGUGAUCAAAAGGGAGAAGUACAGUAUUUUAUUGGAGUACAACUUGAUGGCAGUCAGCACAUUGAGCCUCUGCAUAACUCUAUUCCUGAAGUUACAGUAAAAGAGAGUGAAAAACUGGUCAAAGAGACUGCAGUUAAUGUUGAUGAGGCAGCAAGAGAACUUCCAGAUGCCAAUAUGAAACCAGAAGAUUUAUGGAUGAAUCAUUCGAAGGUCGUUCAUCCAAAGCCUCAUAGACGGGACAGCCCCCCUUGGAGAGCUAUUCAAAAGAUUCUAGACAGUGGAGAACAGAUAGGAUUGAAACAUUUUAAGCCUAUAAAGCCCUUAGGAUCUGGUGAUACUGGCAGUGUGCAUUUGGUCCAAUUGUGUGGAACUGAUCAGUACUACGCCAUGAAGGCUAUGGAUAAGGGUAUCAUGCUCAAUAGGAACAAGGUAUUGGAUAGUUUGCUGACCAUUAAGUGCAAAUCAAUUUUUUUCAGUGGGAGAAAAAAGGAAAGCAGCAUAUACCCAGCAGCAUAUUGAUGAAGUCAGAAACGAGUGGGCAAAAUUUGUUGUUAAAACAUAUAUGUAAGCUUGUGGUUGGUGAUCGACUUAUUUUGGUAACCUUGAUUUUACAAGAUAUAUAGACAAUAUUAUUAUUACUUGCUAGAUUGAGGUAACUUUUG